Sinocyclocheilus grahami is the source of this 1171-nucleotide messenger RNA. Its product is annotated as dihydropteridine reductase-like. Gene Ontology annotation, molecular function: 6,7-dihydropteridine reductase activity; NADH binding; NADPH binding. Bases 74 to 694 code for a protein of 206 amino acids. Gene Ontology annotation, biological process: L-phenylalanine catabolic process; tetrahydrobiopterin biosynthetic process. Gene Ontology annotation, cellular component: cytoplasm. The record is from RefSeq and is a predicted model, not a curated record. Lineage: Eukaryota; Metazoa; Chordata; Actinopteri; Cypriniformes; Cyprinidae. The transcript is spliced from 6 exons.
CUCUCUGUGUGUGUGUGCGCGCUGAGAUGAUACUCAUCAUCUUUGCUGAAGCGUCUCACAGCGGAGAAAAGCCAUGGCAGCUGCGAACCGUGUCCUUGUUUACGGAGGAAAAGGAGCUCUCGGCUCGGCAUGUGUGCAUUAUUUUAAGUCAAAAGGCUGGGUGACGUCGGAUGUAGCCACAUUGCUGGGGGAACACAAGGUCGACGCCAUUGUUUGUGUGGCAGGAGGAUGGGCCGGAGGAAACAGUAGCUCAAAAGACUUGUAUAAGAACUCUGAUAUGAUGUGGAAACAGAGUGUUUGGACCUCCACCAUUUCCAGUCAUCUUGCAUCGCUCCAUCUGAAUGCAGGAGGCCUGCUGACCCUCUCUGGUGCAAAGGCCUCACUAGAAGGCACUCCAGGUAUGGUUGGGUACGGCAUGGCCAAGGCUGCAGUCCAUCAGCUCUGCAAGAGUCUGGCUGGCGAGAACAGCGGUCUUCCAUCUGGAGCUGUAGCUGUGGCCAUUCUUCCGGUUACCUUGGAUACACCAAUGAACAGGAAAUUCAUGCCUGAUGCAGAUUUUGGGAGCUGGACACCGCUGGAAUACAUCGCAGAAACCUUCUACAGCUGGGCCACUGGGUCAGGCCGGCCAGCCUCAGGCAGCCUCAUACAGCUGGUGACUACUGGGGGGAAAACCGAGGCCUCGGCGGCCCAGUAAAGGUGGAACAGAGAAAAAAUCGAAAAACAAAAAGAUAAAGAGUGGAGGAGAGCAAUGUUUACCAAUAUACUGUGCACCAGAGGAGAGAGAGGUCAUACAGAACGCAGAUGGAAAAUUAGAUAUGUGGCAUUUCCAAUCAUCCAGUCUCAUUGGAAACACACAGUACAGUAUCUCUGAAUUGGCCAAAGGAUUAAUUUACAUGUUUAAUGUUGAAUCAGUCUAUACAUGAGAAUAAAGCCUAGAUGAUGAGUGUAUGUUUGUGACUUUCUUCUCGACAACAAAAAGUGUGCCGCUGUCGUAUGUGAAACGUACAGUCUUCUAUUCAGAGAAGUGGCCUUAGUUUGUGUAAGUGUGAACAUGUGUGAUUACUGGUUCAAAUUUCAUGUAUGGAUGCUGUAUCUUCGAAGUAUUUUCUUCCCAGUGUGUUGUUGCUGCUGAUGUAUGAGUAUGGACCAUACUUGCAUAAUAAAGACAAAU